AUUCCUUCCAUGUCGUCCUCUGUACGCUGACAUCAAGUCAUCCAUGGCCCUGAGCAUCUCGCUUCCUUCCCGUCACGCAGUCUUUGAUUUAUCUGUCAACCUCGUCAUCGUUCCCACCUCAGCGCGGAGGUGCGGUGUACAUGUGUGAUCUUUUUCGGACUGAUAUUCGCGCCAAAUCGUGGCGCAGGUUCUUCUCAUCAGCCAAACUAACCUGAAAGAGUCGCGCCUUGCGACCUCCUCUGCGGUGGUGGACUUGCGCACACUCAGCAGAGCUAAACUGCAAUCAUCCUUCGUAUUUCGCAUCGCUCAUUGAACGUCCACAGCCUCCUCACCAGCGCGUGAGAAAUUGCCAGCCAUUGAUUCCAUCCACAUCCGGCGUUCCACGCCAAGCAGAUCAGGCCCGUCUCCCUCCCAAAGCAAUACGUUCUAAUACGCGAAGCCGACAAAGAUAAAGUUUCUCUGCAGAGCCAGCCACGUCUACUAUUGGCUUAGGGGUUUCGUCUGUCUGAAGUUGAAAACGACGUCGUUGUGGCUGGCGCCGCCAGGAGCAAUUGGCUCGCUAAUCGCCAGAAUUUUGUUGCCUAACGAGCACCAUGUUUAUAUAUUGGAGAAAUAGCAGGACAUGCUUGCGAUAGGGCCUGGCUCGACUACCCGCCUCCGCUAGAUGUUGAUCUACUGCACUCCACUAUCUUGUUGACAAUGGUCUAUCACGGCCCUAGCAGUGGCUGCAAGGCCUGUCGAACCCGCCGGGUAAAGUGUGAUCAAGGCAAACCAGCGUGCAAUAACUGCACUAGACGGCGCCAGACUUGUCCUGGCUAUGCAGAUGUCUUUGACGGGGCACACCGGAGUCAAAACAAGGUUGUUAUCCGGAGGCUGGAAAAGCAGAAUGCUGCAAGGGAGGCAGAGUCCUGCACCAGCACUCCCAGCAGUGAAGGCUCUCUGGACUUGACAACGACGUCCACCAACACAACAACUAGAUCAUCGAUAGUGAUGCCCCAGGGCCCCCUUCAGUGGGUCAUAUAUUCAGCAGCAACGGAAGAGAACCCUGAAGACCAAGACACCCCUCAGCACCUCGAGCGGCUACGACCCUCUGAGUUCAGCGAUCCCGGUCUCGGCGAUACCCGUCUCAUAAUACCUGAGUCGAUUAAGCCGGACCCUCAGAACGCCUCCAUCAAUUUCUUCUUUCGCUAUUACACCGGAACCAUCUACGACCCUCAGCUUCACAAUUCUUUUGCACUUCUCUGGCAACCAAUGUACCUGAAGUCUUCUGAGAAUUCCCCCUUGAGACUUGCAACGGCAGCAGUGACCGUUAAUGUCGCUAUGAUGUGGAACUUCAGAGGCUGCGACGCACGGCCCGCACGACAGCUCUUCACAAAAGCCCUCGAGGCAACGAGAAAGGCAAUCGGCGAUGCGGCGCAGACCAACAUGGAUGAGCUCCUCAUGACGAUCCUGAUCUUUGAUCUUUACGACGCAUUGGUUCUGCACUACACACCCGGGCCUCUGACCUAUGGCAAACACAAAAAUGGAGCCGUAGCCUUGCUCAGGCAUAGAGGCCAAGCGAACUAUGCGACCGACGUAGGGCAGGGCCUCACUAACGCAACCAGGCACGCUCUUAUCAACUAUGCAUUAUCCCAACGCACCAUUAUGCCCGCGGAAUCGGCACAACUGUUUGAGCACCCUUCAAUCACAGGCCGCGUUGCUUCACAACUUGAUGUGUUGGGGACCCAGAUUGCCAAUACGCAAGCCCGUCUCUGGGCUCUGAGACGGCAGGGCAACUACUCAACACCAGUCUCUGGACAACGCCGCAAAGCCUUUGAAGAGAUUAUUGCCGACGCCAUCCGGAUUGAUGACGUGCUCAUGGCUUGGAAACGCAAUAUCCCAAAUCCCGACUGGUUGCCGCAAUUCGUGGCUCGUGAGGACGUCGCCCCUUCAAUCCUCGAUGCAGGCUUCUACGGCAACAAAUGCGCCGUCUGGGCGGAUCUGACGUUCGUGGAGAUAUUCAAUCUGUACGCAAGUCGUCGCAUCUACACGCUUCAGAUGGUCCGGCAGUCUCUGGCCGACGAACCCACCCUGCUCACGGACUCGAGAUACCGCGCCAUCCUGGCGAAGGCGAACUCGACCAUCCAGACCCUCGUCGAUCUUAUACUAGAAACCAUCCCCAUCCACCUCGGGGACACGGUCGUGCCGACGAAUCCGAUCCACAGCUCCGGGAUCGCGUUCCCUUAUAAAAUCAUUCGAGACCCUCUCACGGGGGAGCCGAGAAGCAUUCCGGACCUAGAGGGUAGUGAUUUCCGGAUGAGGGCCGCGGCAUCCGGGGGUUGGAUGGUAUUCCCUCAUUUGCUCGAGAUAUACCGGUUUGCAGAGCCCGAGGAUGACGCCGACCCGAUCAUACUGCGGAAAGGCCAGUUGGAGUGGGUCAAAGGGCAGAUCAAACGCUUGCAGACAAUCUUCCUGUUUUGUGAUCCCGUCUGGUUCAAACGGGUUCCGUCACAGGGGACAAGCACAGUGACAAAUCCGAGCUCCGAGACAUAUUCGACAAGGGCCAGCAACCUAUGAGCCAACUUAUUCGAGUGGUCCAGCCAAUUCGCUCGCCAUCGAAGAGAUUGCGUCCUUAGCAAGCUUGAUCUCCCUCCCGAUUAUGCUUGCCCGAAUGGGGAGGGUAAUGCUUGGGCAGAAUAUACCACGAGACAGGUCCUGGUGGGGACCCUGCACUUGAGGUGCUCGCAAUUUGGCCCGUGGCCUUGCGAAUGAUCGAGCAAGAAAUCCGCCAAUACAGAAUGCGAUAUCGGCUUCAGCGAGCCUCCUGACGAACACCAUCCAAGAAACCGCGAUCGGCAAAUGAGAUAGACAAAGAGGAGGGAGCUGACCCAGUGCGUUCAUGAGCUUUGGGCAGGUCCCCUGUCCUCGUCGCCUGCGAGCAAAACACACGCGUCGCCGAGAAUUAAUGACAGUCAAGAAGGGCUCUUUGUCCGGGGCCUCGACUAGCCUCAUCCGACACCCUGGGCGUGUCGCAACACCCGAGAGAGACAGGCUCGCGCGACACACAUCUCAUCUUCUCGUCGCAGACGCUGCGUUUCAAGCGGAUGUCCACCCACGAGCGUCAGGCACUGAUACUGUUUCGUUCCAGCGCGUAUUCUUUAUCGAGCGAGGUAGAGGGGAGCGCACUCAAUGGCACAGUGCGAGAGAGGGGAGGGGAAAGACGAUGAGCGCUCUCCCGCUUCCCGUGGUCCAGAUCGCUGGUUCAAUCAAGGGGUGCGAGAUGGAGGUCAUCCGGGAGCUGCGUAGAAGCAGGCGUGGAGUCGCCACCGCCGCUGGCGCCGCCGCCGCCGCCGGCAUUGUCACUGCCACUCUCGCCUAUAUGCAUGCUGGCCAAUGAGCUCAAACUAUAUGAGCGUAUGAUACUGGUGAGGAGGAUCGGGUACUGUAGGAGCGAACUGUAUGUACAUCAAUAAUCUCAAGAAAAGACAUUUUAAUGGACUACGUAAUAGAGAAUAGACAAAGAGAGGGAGGG
Molecule: messenger RNA, 3511 nt
Organism: Cladophialophora immunda
Lineage: Eukaryota; Fungi; Ascomycota; Eurotiomycetes; Chaetothyriales; Herpotrichiellaceae
Exons: 3
Coding region: 700-2556 (618 amino acids)
Biological process (GO): regulation of DNA-templated transcription
Molecular function (GO): zinc ion binding; DNA-binding transcription factor activity, RNA polymerase II-specific
Source: RefSeq, a predicted model, not a curated record